Molecule: messenger RNA, 2514 nt
Organism: Eriocheir sinensis (Chinese mitten crab)
Lineage: Eukaryota; Metazoa; Arthropoda; Malacostraca; Decapoda; Varunidae
Product: TWiK family of potassium channels protein 7-like
Exons: 1
Coding region: 561-1703 (380 amino acids)
Biological process (GO): stabilization of membrane potential; potassium ion transmembrane transport
Cellular component (GO): membrane
Molecular function (GO): potassium ion leak channel activity
Source: RefSeq, a predicted model, not a curated record
GGGUUAGUCAUGGGGGGUAAGGGGGGAGGGGAGAGCAUGAGUUGUGCCCAAUAAACAGUCGCGGGGAGGUAAGCUUCUUCAGGGCGGCCGCCAGGCGAGGCCUUAAUUCGUCCCUAAUCGAGGAACUUAGGUGGUUGCAUUAAUCUCCGUGCAGGUGUGUGUGCCCAGGGGAGGAGCCAAGAGCGAGGACCGGAGGGAAGAGAGUGGAGGGAGACAGGGGCGGCGAGGGGCGGCGAGGGCUGCUGGCGGGCGUGGAGAGGGCGGAGAGGGGGCGGGGCGGGUCUGGCGGGUGUCGCAGUGUCGCUCGUGCCCUGGUUGGAGGUACAUUUACGCCCACGCUUGUCUGCCCCGCCACACCAACUCCCCCACCAGCGUGAACAUGAGGCCCCAGGUACCCACGCCCCUACCGCUGGAGCCUCCCGCCGGGCACAGAGGAGCCUGUGGGUGAGGUGAGCGGGGCCGCGGUGGGCGCCACGUGAAGCAGGGCGCGGACCGGGUGUGUCGAGGCCGUGUGCCGCCCCUCUCGCUCCCCUCACGCGUCGCAUACGCAGACCGUCGACAUGGGCGUGGAGCGGGGACGCGCCUCCCAGCGUUCGCAUGGGAUGGUGUCGCAGCGCUCCUACGGGACGUCCUCCUCCUCGUCGCACGGCUCAAGGACUAGGUGUAAAAACUGCUGCCGAAAGUUCGUGUCGUUCAUGUGUACGCAGGUGGGCGUGGGCGGCCUGGUGGUGUCGUACGCCAUCUUGGGAGCGCUCGCCUUCGAGGCCAUCGAGGGCAAGGAAGAGCUGUGGCAGACCAACCAGACGCUGCCCAUCCACGACAACACGAUCCGCACGCUCUGGAACGUGACGGAGCACCUCAACGUGCUCAACAAGGACCAGUGGUACGCGGACGUCAACCAGACGCUCUACGACUUCCAGAACCGGAUCGCCAAGGCGGUGAAGGAGGAAGGAUACGACGACAGGGAGGUGGAGGAGGUGUGGAACUUCCCCGCGUCCCUAAUGUUCUGCCUCAGCGUGUUCUCCAUGAUCGGCUACGGCCACAUGAAGCCCAAGACGGACUGGGGCAAGAUCGCCACCAUCAUCUACGCGGUGUUCGGCAUUCCCCUCUACAUCGUCUACUUCAUGAACAUGGGCCGCGUGUUCGCCAAGUCGUUCAAGUUUCUGUACCGCCUCAUGUACCGCUGCCUCAACCAUGGGCGCAGCAAGGGCGGCGGCGAGAUGGAGAUGGACGACGAGGGGAACGAGGUCAUCAUCGUGCCCUCCACCGCCUGCAUCUGGGUCAUGAUCUUCUACAUGACCACCGGCACCAUCAUGUUCGCGGAGUGGGAGCAGUGGUCCUACCUCGACUCCUGCUACUUCUCCUUCACCUCCCUCGCCAAGAUCGGCAUCGGGGACUUCGUGCCAGGCUUCGGCGGCGGCGGCGGCUCCGGCAAAGCCUCGAGCAACGACAGCAAGACCAAGCUGAUCAUCAACUUCAUGUACCUGCUGAUCGGCAUGGGCAUCAUCGCCAUGUGCUACACGCUCAUGAAGGAGGAGAUCAUGCUCAAGCUGCGCGCCCUCGAGCAGGACAUCAAGGAGAAGCUCUUCAUCUGCGGCCUCAAGCUGGGUCUGUACGAGGAGGAGCAGGAGUACCCGGACCCACGCCCGCCGCUCCACCACCACCGGUCCAGGUCCGUGCGUAAGUCCGUGCGUCGACGAUAGUGGUGGUGGUGAUGGUAGUGAUGAACGAUGGUUAAAAUGGCGGUGGUGGUGACACGUCCUGCCAUGUCGGACCUUACGUGACGCAGUUAGUGUUGACCAAACCGUGACCGUUGUGUUUCGUGACCCGUGUGUGGGCACGUGACGCACCAGCCGGAAGAGGGACCAUGCAGGGCGGUGUCAGGGGGGGAGAGGGAGCGUUACCGCAGCCGCAGGCACCCUCAGGCCACGGCGGUGCCAAGUUCCUCCCCCCUGAGUGCCCCUGCCGAAAAGUGCCGUUGAGAGGUAACUUGAGUGUUGGUCUGGGCCGCCUGUGCCUCGUGUGUUGGCUCGCGCCCUGCACACGAUGCCGACGCUGUGUACCAAGCAGUGUUACCUCCCGCGCUUCCUCCAGGUGCCAACUCCCGCGUGGGACGAAAAUAAAGAACCGCCUGUUUACGACAACAAACAGUGAUACCUCUAGAUCCAAAAGUAACACCCAAUGACUAAAUGCAGUGAAGACGAACAUUUAGAGGUCUGUAUUAAAAGAAAAAGAAAUAAAUCCAGUGACCACCUAUUUACAGAAGUGAUGCCUACUUCUCUAUGACUCAGUAACUAAAUGACUAAAGAAAAGAUACAGUGAAGAGGAACAGUUGGAGCUCUUUAUUAUAUACCGUCUUUUGAUUAGUGACACAGAAACAUAAGUCGGGUCUUUUCUCAAUAACCACACAAAAAAAUAACUAGACAACGGAGGUACUUUUCAUUUAGUCAACGAUCAAGGAGAAAGUGGAAUAUUAUUCUUGAGUUGUGGAAAAGAAGAAACACAGACAGAAAA